Molecule: messenger RNA, 2464 nt
Organism: Vespa mandarinia (Asian giant hornet)
Lineage: Eukaryota; Metazoa; Arthropoda; Insecta; Hymenoptera; Vespidae
Product: small ribosomal subunit protein mS39
Biological process (GO): mitochondrial translation
Cellular component (GO): mitochondrion
Molecular function (GO): ribosomal small subunit binding; rRNA binding; protein binding
Source: RefSeq, a predicted model, not a curated record
AUGACCAUGAUUAAUGAAGUAAAUUUCAUAUUUGUAUUUCUUGGAAAUUUUAACAUUAUUAAGCCUGUAUAUAGGCAACCAAAUAACUGAAGGUGUAUGAAUGGCAAUGCUUUUGUGAUAAUGUGAUUACCAAUCGAGGCUUUUAAUAUCGUGAAAGAAUUAGUUUACAACGUGCUGAAAUUCUAACCUAUCUAUAUUCGAAAAAGUUCAUUUGUGUUCUUGAAUUUUUGAUAAUAGAAAUAACGUAAUGAACGCUUUAACAAAUACAUCAUGCCGGGUGACCAGUAAAAUUAUAAGACGAUUGCAAUCCUCGUCAUCUAUAGCAUCUUCUACAGCAUCUUCUACAGCAUCUUCUACAGUAUCUUCUACAGUAUCUUCUACAGUAUCUUCUACAGCAUCUUCUACAGUUGAUAUUAAAAUACCAGAUAAAAUAGAACGUGGACCGACAGAUAUUUUAAGGGCUCUAGAAAGAACUAUCUCCAGAGAUUACUUUACUCCACAUUAUAAAUAUUUUGAUGAUCCAUAUUUAACGCCUACAUCCAAGCAUGCUCAACGUCAUUAUGCAUUAUCAUUUGAAUCUGGCAGAAAGACAGGAAUGUGGGUUCAUCAAGAACAUGCUGACUUAUUCAAACAGAAUAUUGCUGAUCCCGUUAUAGAGGAAUUUAUGCCACCAGUCAUAUAUACAAAAAAAGAAGAAGUUUCAGAAGAAAUAUUGUUAAAUACAAUAUCAAAAGGUAAAACAGUUGAGGCAUUAGAAAUAUAUAACUUAUUGGAAGAAAAUGUGUCGAUAAAAGCUAAGCAAUAUCUUUUAGAAUUGUUAUGCUUUUCUAAUAGUUCAAAUCUUAAGCAAUUUACCUUUCAAGAAGAACGCUUUUACAUGUUUACUGAAUAUGAAACGAGAAAAUGUAAUUGGAAAGAGGUAGAAGAAGUUGAAAAACUAUUUAAUUUCUUGAUAUCGCAAGAUGCUGAAACAGCUGCUGCUGCGUACAAUACUUUAAUAUGUGGCAAGGCUAAAUAUUUACAGGCACGAGAAGCUUGGUCGCUAUUUGUUCAAUGUAAAGAGAAGAAAAUACCAUUAAAUGUUAGCGCAUAUAAUGCAAUAAUAAGAAUAAUACCAUAUGUGAAAGAAACUUUGAUAGAACCUGAAAAUGAGAUAUUAAAAAUAUUUAAAGACAUGAGUAAUAAUGGCAUACAUCCUAAUUUAGGGACAUUAAAUUCCUCUUUGGAACUAAUUUACACAUUGAAAUCAUAUAAUAUAGCAGCAAAAUUUACAUAUUCUUUAUUGGAUAUAUUUAAAUCAUUAGAAAUAAAACCAUCAUUAAUCUCGUAUUGCCAUAUACUUUAUUUGGAAAAUCAAAAUAGCGAAUCCUUAAUCACAAUUUUAGAGAAUAUGUUAGAUGUAUUAGAAAUGGAGACCAUUGAAUUUCGUGAUAUUAAAGAUAUUAACUUCUUUCCUGUUGCAAUGGAAAUAGCUAAAAAAGAAAAUAACUUGAAAAUAGGAGAUAGACUGCAUGCACUUCUUUUAAAAGAUGACAAUUAUAAAUUUCUUUCUAAUGCUUAUUUUGAGAAUAUCUACUAUCGACACUAUGUUAACUUAAAACUGAAAAUGCUACCGAUAGAAAAGUUCUUUGAGUUUUAUUAUGAAUUAAGUAUGCAUGUUUAUAUACCAGAAAUGAGCAUUAUGGAAAACAUUUUAACAAUUUUACAACUUCAAUCGAAAGAAAUUAUUAUGGAAAAUUUACCAAAACUCAUGUCCCAACUAAAAAUAUAUAAUAUGUUACAAAAUGAACAUUUAAUACAAAUACCUUUAGAUAUAGCUUCUCAUUGUGAUAUUGAAAGUGAAUCUCCACUUCAUGAAGUAUUUGCAACAUUUGCUUUGGAUAUCUGGCAUGAUAAACAGUUAAAACGCUCAAGUAUUAGACAAGUUGUAUGGAAUAUUGGAGUAUUGAAAGAUAUAAUUUUGCUGUUGUUACGUGCCAAUUGGUAUGAUAAAGCAUUAGAAAUAUUAUCUUUUAUAACAUCUUGUGAAGGAUCUGUAAUGGGUAUAUUAAAUGCCGAUCAAAUCAAUCAAUUAUUAGAAAUUUGUAUUUCACAAGGCUAUGCACCAGUUGCUCUUCUUUUGAUCAAAUGUGCAAUGAUAUCUGGUUUAGAAGAGACUCCUUUAAUGGCUAGAAAAAUAUAUAAUGUUAUUCCACUUACUAUGGCUGAGAAAAAGAAUUUAAUCAGUUUAGUGGGAAAUGAUGUAUUUCAAUCGGAACUAUCUGAUCAGUACUAAUUCUAUAAAUACAUAAUGAACAGUAGUCUGUAACCUUUUUAUUGGAUUAUACUGAUCCAUAAAUCUAUUAACUAUUUCAAAAUUUUCUCUUGUAACUAUAGAUAUAUUAGAAUGAAUUCGUUAAAUGAGCAUAUACGUGUCCCGUGAUUUUAUAUUUAUUAAUAAUAAAAAUAUAUAUUGUCUAAUCUC